AUGCGUUUUGGAGUAGGACUACCAGGUGCAUCGGAGAGCCUAGGGUCAUGCCCGUACCUAAUACCGUCCUGCCCACGUGUUGAAGUCAAUGGCAACGUCAUUCAGUACGUCGCGAAAUUGACCCCCUUCGUCCCUGAGAUGCUGGCAAAUGUUGUUCCCGAAGGGGCAAGGGGAGGGACAUAUUAUGCUUGUACCAGACCAGCGUGUCUUUCUAACCCGUGUCCGCCUGAUGAAGUUUGCGAGGAAACGACGACUGGAUUCAGCUGUCAGAUCAACGAAACAGCAUGUCUUUCUAACCCGUGUCCGCCUGAUGAAGUUUGCGAGGAAACAACGACUGGAUUCAGCUGUCAGGUCAACGAAACAGCAUGUCUUUCUAACCCGUGUCCGCCUGAUGAAGUUUGCGAGGAAACGACGACUGGAUUCAGCUGUCAGAUCAACGAAACAGACAGACACCUGAGGAAUGUAAGUCUGCUAGGAGGCAGUGAUGCCUCGGAAGGCAGAGUUGGGUUUACAGCAGACUUCGCCUUAAAUGAAAAUAUGUAUAUGAGUAGGUAUGCAUGGCCAAUGCAGUUAUCACAUAAAGUGUGCCGACAUUUUGGAUUCACUGGUGCCGCUGCGACGCUAAGUGGGAACAUCUUCCAUCGGUCUUACGCCGAGAUGGAGGACCCUACAGUUGGGGGUGGAGCUAACGGAUUGGUGACUUCGUUCAAGAUUUCAUACGGUCCUAAGGAAACUGAAUUGACAUUUUAUGAAGAUGCGGUUGAUGGCAUUGAAAUGGUUUUUCCGGGAAAUUACGAUUCUCAUACACCAGUUACAACUUCUUUUACCCCAUAUAUCCUGGCCAAGUACUUUCGAAUACACCCCAAAUCAAGUGUGACUUCUGUAAGCAUGCGAUUUGAGCUCAUAGGAUAUGGGCCACUGCCCGACGACAUUGGUGAGUUAAAAUUACCGUUCUACCGAUAA
Molecule: messenger RNA, 963 nt
Organism: Lytechinus pictus (painted urchin)
Lineage: Eukaryota; Metazoa; Echinodermata; Echinoidea; Temnopleuroida; Toxopneustidae
Product: EGF-like repeat and discoidin I-like domain-containing protein 3
Exons: 8
Coding region: 1-963 (320 amino acids)
Cellular component (GO): membrane
Source: RefSeq, a predicted model, not a curated record